ACCCACAAUGCAGUGCGGCAGGAAGUGAAGAAACAGAUAAACAGAUAUGUAAACAAUGUGUUCAGGGCUGUAGGAGCCAUGCGCCAGUGUAAAAGACACCUCAAACCACCUUGGGAACAUAGACUUGGCUACUAAAGAUCGUCUCGUUCUCAUGAUACUCUGAAGUUCACUGCCACCUUGCCAGUCCCUUCCCAGAUGCUGGUCUUCAGUAUGGGUGACUGGUCGGGAUUGUCUAGUGACGGUAAAGUGGAGGUUCAGCUGGAAGUUGGUGGAGGAGCUGUGGUCAGAAUGGGAACCCUGACCCAUGAAGCAAGAUGUUUCCUGUGGGAGCAUACGUCCAAGGAUGACUACAAAAGCUGCAAAUCAGGGAACGGAGAGUUUUCUAUCAGCAUGGUUAUACAGAGACAGGUCUCUGUUAAAGCCAGUCACCAAAACCAAGAACGCAAGAAGAGAAAGAGGCUGAAAGAAGAAGAGAACAUUUGUCCUAAUAAGGGACCCGUGAAAGGCCCAGUUACACAGCAAAGGGCCAAGAGUGGUAAAGAUGGAGCCCUCCCAAAGAUGACUCCUGGUAAAGGAAAUGGGAUUAUUUCGGGUGUUCCAACAGGACGCUGGGGGCAUGCCUUAUGUCAUGCUGACUAUCAAACAGUGAUUCUCAUUGGUGGACAAGGAGCACGAAUGCAGUUCUGUAAGGACUCCAUGUGGAAACUUAAUACAGAGAGCAAGACCUGGUCUCCUGUGGAAGCGUUGGCAGAUGGCUCCACUCCAGAAGCACGUACAGGCCACACUGCAGUGUUUGACCCUGAAAGCCACCGAAUAUAUGUGUUUGGAGGUUCAAAAAAUCGAAAGUGGUUCAAUGAUGUUCAUAUAUUGGAUACUGUGGCAUGGAGAUGGAGGAGUGUGGAGGCUCAAGGCAAAGUACCUCCUCUUUCCUAUCACACUUGCACUCUUAUUCGGGGAGAGUUAUUUGUGUUUGGAGGCGUUUUUCCAUGUCCCAAUCCUGAACCGGAUGGAUGCAGCGACUCCGUUUAUAUCUUUGAUCCACAGCAUGAGAUCUGGUACCAGCCCAUUGUUUUGGGGAAUAAACCUGCUGCACGCUCUGGGCAUUCAGCCUGCCUUCUGGACAAAGAGCUGUAUGUCUUCGGGGGCUGGGACACACCAGUGUGUUACAAUGAUCUUUAUCUUCUUGAUCUUGGACUUAUGGAGUUCUCCCCAGUUGAAGUGAAUGGAAGCUCCCCCUCACCCCGCUGCUGGCAUUCCUCAGCCUCAGUGUCCAGUUCCCGUUUCCUAAUCCAUGGUGGUUAUGAUGGAAACCAGGCUCUUAAUGACACUUACAUAUUCAAUACAGUAACAAAAACUUGGACUACAUUGGUCCAUAAUUCACUGCCAUGUUCUCCUCGGGCUGGUUAUUCCAUGUUGUCCCUCCCUGGAGUGAAGGGUGAUGAUGAGGAACCUACCCCUAAUGAGAUUCUCAUCUUUGGAGGAGGAGACAAUGAGGGCCAGUUCUACAGUGAUACAGUCAGGCUGCAGAUAUCGGAUAUCCUUGAUUACUAGCUUCUUAUGUGUGGAUUUCCCUUUUACAUUACUAACCUUUCAGAAUUUUCCUUUUUAAGUGUAUAUUUAUAAUGGUGAUUGUAAAUAGUUUUAAUAUAUAUAUGUUUCUUUCAGAAGUUUGCUUUCUGAAAUAAAAAGCAGAAAUUUUCCAGAUGUACUAUGUACCAAAAUGUGUCAAUAAAAAUUAACAUAGUAUUUUCAUUUCUCCCACGACAGCACCACAGAGAGGAUCCGCCCCAGGGACAGGAAACCUGCAGAAUAAAAAGGUGGAGCCUCUCUUCAACCUCAGUGGUUUCCUGUCCCUGGAGCGGGAAACUUGCAGUGUUCCUUUCAUGUACUGCUAGCCUAGGAGAUCCCAGAAAUGUUCUGGAGGGCUAUGUGGAAAUACCUGCCAGGGUCUAUCACCCAUAGUUUUGGGCUGACAGGACCCUAGGAACCGGGUGGGGUGACGACAUUUGAACCCCAGAUCCAUGGUUAAGAGGAAGCAGCCCAGAGGGGUAUUGCAUUCCACCGCAUGCAGCACGGGUCCAUGCAGGGUCUGCUCAUGGGAACAUGUAUUCCGGUGCAUUCUCCGGAAUGCGGCUCAGACGAGGAAGAAGGAGCCUAUAUCAUGCAGCUCCCAUGGCUGUGAAAGAAGGUACUCCUUAUAUUGACUCUACUUAAGUUACACAGCAAAUAUUUGGUUGUCUUCCUCAUGGCUUUGGGGCCUGUCUCAUGGAUUUGGGGCCUGCCUCUUGGCUUUGGAAGGACUGGAUGACUGUCUUCAGGCUUUCUUGCCUGAACAUCUCUGUUAUGUUGGUUUUUCUGAUUACU
Molecule: messenger RNA, 2364 nt
Organism: Bufo gargarizans (Asiatic toad)
Lineage: Eukaryota; Metazoa; Chordata; Amphibia; Anura; Bufonidae
Product: rab9 effector protein with kelch motifs-like
Exons: 11
Coding region: 196-1551 (451 amino acids)
Molecular function (GO): protein binding
Source: RefSeq, a predicted model, not a curated record